Molecule: messenger RNA, 1500 nt
Organism: Aedes albopictus (Asian tiger mosquito)
Lineage: Eukaryota; Metazoa; Arthropoda; Insecta; Diptera; Culicidae
Exons: 1
Coding region: 1-1500 (499 amino acids)
Source: RefSeq, a predicted model, not a curated record
AUGAUUGGAUUAUCGAAAGCAUUCGCCACCCGCCGACUGAGGUCGUUAGAACAGCGACUGUCAAAAGACGAAAGUGUGAAGAAGCAGUACCACGACUUCCUUCACGAAUACAUCACCCUCGGCCACAUGGCUGCGGUUCAAGAAGCUGAAGAAGACGAUGCAAAAGCUUGUUACCUCCCGCACCAUCCCGUCCUGAAGGAGUCAAGCUCUACCACGAAAGUGCGAGUGGUCUUUGAUGGGUCGGCCAAGACCAGUUCCGGACACUCGCUCAAUGAUUCUCUACUCGUGGGUCCCGUGGUUCAGGACGACCUCCUAAGCCUAAUCCUUCGUUUCCGGAAGUUUCCGGUAGCUCUGGUGGCGGACAUCGAGAAGAUGUAUCGCCAAGUUUCGAUGCAUCCACAGGACCGUCCACUACAAAGAAUCCUGUGGCGUUUUCACGCGUCUGAGCCCAUUCAAACGUAUGAACUGGGCACAGUCACUUAUGGUCUUGCUCCGUCCUCGUUCCUCGCCACACGAACCCUCUUGCAGCUCGUCGAAGAUGAAGGAUGUCCGUUCCCGAAAGCUAGCGCGGCAAUCAAGAAGAACGUGUAUGUAGAUGACCUCAUCGGAGGAGCCGACAGCACCGAAGAAGCCAUCCAACUGCGUGAGGAGUUAGGCGAUCUGCUUCAAAAAUGUGGAUUCCGUUUUCGUAAGUGGUGCUCCAAUUCACUUCCAGUUCUGGCUGGCCUAUCUCCUGAUGAGCUCGGAAUGCAAUCGUCCAUGAAGUUCGACCCCGACGAAAGCAUCAAAACCCUCGGAAUUCGAUGGGAACCUGAAGCGGACGUGUUUCGUUUUGACUUCUCCGUUACCGUAAAGGAUCAACCGCCAACUAAACGCCUCAUCCUCUCCGCUAUUGCACAGCUUUAUGACCCCCUUGGCGUAAUUUCUCCUGUCGUCGUAGAGGCGAAAGUUCUUAUGCAGAAUCUCUGGCUCCAAACCUUGGGCUGGGACGACGUAGUUUCUCCAGAUCUCCAGCUCAGAUGGACCCAAUUCUGUGAGCAGCUUCCCCAUCUCACCAAUUUUCGACUCGAAAGAUUUGCCUUCGCUAGUGGAUUCCAAUCUGCAGAGUUACAUUGCUUUGCGGAUUCGUCUGAGACCGCAUACGGUGCCUGCAUAUAUGUGCGGUCCGAAGCCGCUGAUGGGCACGUGCAAGUGAGUCUACUCGCUUCAAAAUCGAGGGUGGCUCCCCUGAGCUCCACCAAUAUCCCACGCCUCGAGUUAUGUGCCGCUCUCCUCGCUUCUCGCUUGUACGAAAAGAUCGUCAACGCUCUGGAUAUGGAAUUUCAAGCAAGUUUCUUCUGGUCCGACUCAACAAUUGUCCUUCAGUGGCUGAAGGCUCCCCCGCGUACCUGGAAGACAUUUGUGGCGAACCGAAUCGCCGAGAUUCAAGCUACUACCGUUGGUUCGCACUGGCAACAUGUGGCUGGGAAAGAAAACCCCGCUGAUAUGGUUUCGCGCUGA